AUGUGGAAACUCCAUAGUCUUGCCGGGAAACAUAUCUCCAAGCAUCUUGAACAUGGAUUGAAGUACACUGUGGGCCGAAGAGGACUAGUCACUCAAAGCCAAAGGAGAAAGGCUACAACUGCGAGUGGUUUGGGUUUAACGUACCCGGUCAUUGAUCAUAAAUAUGAUGCAAUCGUUGUCGGAGCUGGUGGUGCUGGAUUACGAGCAGCUGUAGGACUCGCGGAAUCUGGUUUGGAGACAGCUUGUAUCAGCAAAUUGUUUCCAACUCGAUCACACACAGUGGCAGCACAAGGAGGCAUCAAUGCGGCAAUCGGAAAUAUGACAGAAGAUGACUGGCGCUGGCACAUGUACGACACAGUGAAAGGCUCAGACUGGCUUGGCGACCAAGAUGCAAUCCACUACAUGACCAGAGAAGCACCUAAAGCAGUCCACGAACUCGAGAACUACGGCAUGGCGUUUUCUCGAACUCAAGAUGGUAAAAUCUAUCAACGAGCAUUAGGUGGCCAAUCUCUUGACUACGGAAAAGGGGGUCAAGCUUACCGAACCGCUUGCGCUGAAGAUCGUACUGGUCAUGCUAUGCUUCAUACACUGUAUGGCCAGAGCUUGAAACAUAAUACUAAUUUCUUCAUCGAGUAUUUUGCUCUAGACUUACUGAUGGUUGAUGGGAAGUGUGCUGGAGUCAUUUGUCUAAGUAUGGAGGAUGGGACGAUUCAUCGAAUGUUUGCGAAGAAUACGGUACUUGCUACUGGAGGGUUUGGGAGGGCGUAUUUCUCAUGCACUUCAGCCCAUACAUCGACAGGAGACGGUAAUGCAAUGGUUGCUCGAGCAGGAUUGCCAAAUCAGGACAUGGAAUUUGUGCAAUUUCAUCCGUCUGGAAUAUAUGGAGCUGGUGUGCUUAUCACCGAAGGUGCCAGAGGUGAAGGCGGAUACUUACUUAAUGGCGAAGGAGAAAGAUUCAUGGAAAGAUACGCGCCAACAGCCAAAGACCUAGCAUCCCGAGACGUCGUCUCCAGAUCAAUGAACAUAGAAAUCAAAGAAGGCCGAGGCUGUGGACCCGAAAAAGACCACAUCUACCUCCAGCUCUCCCACCUCCCCGCAGACAUAAUCCACGAACGUCUUCCAGGAAUCGCCGAAACAGCAAACAUCUUCGCCGGCAUCGACAUAACCAAAGAACCCAUCCCCGUCCUCCCGACCGUCCAUUACUGCAUGGGCGGGAUCCCCACCAAUCACCACGGCCAAGUUCUCUCCCUGACGCCCACGGGUCAAGAAACAAUCGUCGAAGGUCUCUACGCAGCAGGCGAAGCAGCUUGCGUGUCUGUCCACGGCGCCAACAGAUUAGGCGCCAACUCCCUCCUCGACAUCGUGGUCUUCGGCCGCGCAACAGCUCUCCACAUCGCCUCGAACAACACCAAAAGCGCACCUCACCUUCCCGUCCCUGAUGAUAUCGGCUCCAACUCCCUCGAAGACCUCGAGCGUAUACGCACAGCCAGCGGCGAUAUACGUAGCUCCCAACUCCGUCUUGACAUGCAAAAGGCAAUGCAAUCCGACGUCGCCGUCUUCCGCACCGCGUCCUCGCUCGAAACAGGCAACAAAGCCAUCGCGCAGGUCGCGGAGCAGUUUGACAGUUGCUUGAGCUUGACGGAUCGCAGUUUAGUCUGGAAUAGCGAUCUGAUUGAGACGUUGGAGAUGCGGAAUUUGUUGGCGUGUGCGAAACAGACGGCAAGGUGUGCGUUGGAGAGACGGGAGAGUAGGGGGAGUCAUGCGAGGGAGGACUAUCCCGAGAGGGAUGAUGAGAGGUGGUUGGUUCAUAGUUUGAGUUGGGGGGAUGGCGGGGUUGGGUGGAGGGGCGUGAGGAUGGGGACGUUGGAUGAGGGGGAGUGUAGGAGUGUGGCGUUGAGGAAGAGGAGUUAUUAG
Messenger RNA from Glarea lozoyensis ATCC 20868, 1914 nucleotides. RefSeq names its product FAD/NAD(P)-binding protein. Gene Ontology annotation, molecular function: succinate dehydrogenase (quinone) activity; flavin adenine dinucleotide binding; electron transfer activity. The transcript has 4 exons. Bases 1 to 1914 code for a protein of 637 amino acids. The record is from RefSeq and is a predicted model, not a curated record. Lineage: Eukaryota; Fungi; Ascomycota; Leotiomycetes; Helotiales; Helotiaceae. Gene Ontology annotation, biological process: tricarboxylic acid cycle; mitochondrial electron transport, succinate to ubiquinone.